CGAGAGAGGCGGAAGCGAUCCCUGGAGCCGCCGCUCCCUCACAGAUCUGCUCCGUCGGGCUGGCGAUGGCGUCAAGGUUACUGCGGGUGUGCAGUGCCCUCCAAGGCCUCAGCGCGAGUCGAGGCGGCCUCAGCCUCGGUCCGCUGCGCCUGGCGGGGGCGUCUCGCUGCAUGGCGGAUGGAGGUAUCCCCACUGAUGAAGAACAGGCUACGGGAAUGGAGAGGAAAGUCAUGGAGGCUUUGAAGAAGGGGCUGGAUCCCUACAGCAUGUUCCCACCCAAAAAGCAUGCUGGGACAAAGGAGGACCCCACCUUAGUCCCUUCUGUCACAGACAAGAGGAUUGUAGGGUGUAUCUGUGAGGAAGACAGCAGCUCCAUCAUCUGGUUCUGGGUGCACAAGGGGGAAAUGCAUCGCUGCCCUUCUUGCGGGGCCCAUUACAAGCUUGUUCCCCACGAGGUGCCGUGAUUUGGCUCUGAACACAUUCCCUGUGUAUGGUUUCCGGGAUCCAAGCCUAAGCUGAGCAGCUGUUUGUCUUGAUGUAUCACAUUCCUUGCAACUCUGUAAUAAAGUCUUUUGACUCCUA
Messenger RNA from Varanus komodoensis (Komodo dragon), 582 nucleotides. RefSeq names its product cytochrome c oxidase subunit 5B, mitochondrial. NCBI's taxonomy places the organism in Eukaryota, Metazoa, Chordata, Lepidosauria, Squamata, Varanidae. The transcript is spliced from 4 exons. The record is from RefSeq and is a predicted model, not a curated record. Gene Ontology annotation, biological process: mitochondrial electron transport, cytochrome c to oxygen. The coding region runs from base 66 to 464 and encodes 132 amino acids. Gene Ontology annotation, cellular component: mitochondrial envelope.